AUGAAGCUCGCAACGACCGUGCUGCCAUUGGCAGCUCUUGGAGCAUCUCAAGACAACCAGAUCCCAUUGAAUACUCAGGAUUCCCGACCUCUGACAUUGGCUGACAUGAGCCUUUUGGGCUUCGGAACAUGGAACUUGAAAGAGGCGAACACCAGCGAAGCUGUCUCAUGGGCCAUCCAAGUUGGGUACAGACACAUCGAUUGUGCCGCUGCUUACUACAACGAGGAAGAAGUAGGCAAGGGAAUCGCCGAUGGACUGGCUAAGACGGGCUUGACAAGAGAAGAUCUAUGGAUUACUAGUAAGCUAUGGAACGACCAUCACGACAAAGUUGAAGCCGGCAUCAAUGGCUCGUUGCAAAAGCUAGGCCUAACCUAUCUCGAUCUCUAUCACAUGCACUGGCCCGUCGCAGGCUCUGGAAGCGACAGUUAUAUCUCCUACCACGAUACGUGGGAAGCGAUGACCAAACUCCAACAAAGCGGCAAAGCUAGACACAUCGGCGUCUGCAACUUCUCCCCUGACCAACUCACCUCCCUCCUCAACAAAACCUCCGUGCCCCCACAAGUCCACCAAAUGGAACUCCACCCCUACCUCCCUCAAACCACGUGGCUAAACUUCCACAGCCGCCACAAAAUCCACGUAACAGCCUACAGUCCCCUCGCCGGCACGAAUCCAACCUACAAAGACCCACCUCCCCCCGACCCACUCCUCAAAAACAAAAUCCUCCACAAGAUCGCGAAGAAACGAAACUGUACACCUGCUCAAGUCGCUCUACAAUGGGGAAUGGCGAGAGGGACGUCGGUGAUUCCGAAGAGUAUCCACAAAGAUUACAUCACGGAGAAUUUUCAAGCGCUGGAAUGUGGCUUGAAGAAGAAGGAUUUGGAGAAGAUUGAUCGAUUGGGGAGGUUUCAUCAUAGGUAUAAUAAUCCGAGUGAGAGUUGGGGGGUUGGUCUUUAUGAAGGGUUGGAGGAUGAUGAUGGGAGGCAUAAGGGGGCGAAGUGGUUUAGGAAGAAGGAAGGAGAGGAAGAUGUAGGCCGGGAGAGGUUGUGA
Pseudocercospora fijiensis CIRAD86 is the source of this 1047-nucleotide messenger RNA. RefSeq lists its product as uncharacterized. NCBI's taxonomy places the organism in Eukaryota, Fungi, Ascomycota, Dothideomycetes, Mycosphaerellales, Mycosphaerellaceae. The coding region runs from base 1 to 1047 and encodes 348 amino acids. The transcript is spliced from 2 exons. Gene Ontology annotation, cellular component: cytosol. The record is from RefSeq and is a predicted model, not a curated record. Gene Ontology annotation, molecular function: aldose reductase (NADPH) activity.